GAUAUUAUUGGCAAGUUUAUGGCUGAGGUGGUAAAUGAAGAAUAUGACAGUUAUUUAGAUACUGAUAAUACAGAUUUAACUGAAUUGCAACAGGUAACCAUUCCUGCAGAUUAUGAAUUGUGUGGCUCGCAGCUAAUUGAUAAUAACCAACCUAAUGUGACAAUAUUUGAUGGUUCUUCUGAUUCUUCAACUUACAACAAUAUGUCAAAUGAAGAAUUUGCUUUAUCAGAAGUAGAAAAAAAUAAAAUAAAAUCUCUUCUUGAUGGAUGGAAUAUGAGAUAUUUAUUUCAAACUUUCAUCACUGAAUGUAUUGACAUUGAAGCAUUACAGUAUAUAACCACAGACCAAAUAUUCAAUGUUUUAAGACGCUAUCCUAUGGGUAUUCGUAUCAAGUUUGCAUACUAUAUUAAAGAUUGGCAGAAAUCCAAGUACAGCAACAAUUCCAGUGAAUCACCUAUACUCUGCACAAUUUCAUCUAGUUCAUUACCAGCACCAGUACCAUUAGAACAACAGUUUUCUCUGGAUGAAGUCUUAACCAAAACUACACAAGGUACUUUGAUAACAAACUAUUAUAAAUGCCAUAAUAGUUUAAAUGAAAGUCAUAGAAAUCUCUUGGUGGAUGUAAUUAUUGCUAACCUUCUUGAAAAAAAUCGUUCAAUGUCUGUGAUAUUAGCAAACAAUAUUGCUGAUACGAUUGUUGGAACUUUCACUACCGAAAUAAAGGUAAUUUAUACUACAACUUUUGUACCACAUUAAUAACAUUAUGUGUAGGUAUCCAAGUAUUAUAGUUAUAUUUGUUUUAAAGGAAAUAUACUUUACAAAAGA
Myzus persicae (green peach aphid) is the source of this 825-nucleotide messenger RNA. RefSeq lists its product as uncharacterized. The record is from RefSeq and is a predicted model, not a curated record. The transcript has 2 exons. The coding region runs from base 19 to 756 and encodes 245 amino acids. NCBI's taxonomy places the organism in Eukaryota, Metazoa, Arthropoda, Insecta, Hemiptera, Aphididae.